AUGCUUGGCCGGCUUUCAGAGCAACCGCAUCUCAAGGCCAGCUUAACCUCUGGACGGGUCAAUCAUCCACAAUGGUGUGUGGAUAGCUCGGCUGGAAAUGUGCAAAUUGAAGAGUUGGGUGGACAGCUCAGCCGAGGGCCUGCCCCGGGGUGUGGUGUUGAAAUGGGCAAGCUUUGGGGGAAUGACGUCACGGAUUGGAUCACUGGUGGUGCACCGACUGCCCGGUGA
Puccinia graminis f. sp. tritici CRL 75-36-700-3 is the source of this 228-nucleotide messenger RNA. RefSeq lists its product as uncharacterized. Bases 1 to 228 code for a protein of 75 amino acids. NCBI's taxonomy places the organism in Eukaryota, Fungi, Basidiomycota, Pucciniomycetes, Pucciniales, Pucciniaceae. The record is from RefSeq and is a predicted model, not a curated record. The transcript has a single exon.